UGGGUUGAGGUGUCUCUUGUCUGAGGGUAAUCUGGUCUGUCAGCGAGGCCGCGAUGGGCAAGACUGCUGGCUCUCUGGAUCCCGGAGGCCGACCAGAUCCGGUGCGGAGCUUCAAUCGUUGGAAGAAGAAACACAGCCAUAAGCAGAACCAAAAGAAGCAGCUGAGGAAGCAACUGAAGAAGCCGGAGUGGCAGAUCGAACGCGAGGUUAUUAGCCGCCUAAUGCAAAAUUAUGAGAAGAUAAAUGUAAAUGAAAUUACAAGAUUUUCAGAUUUCCCUUUGUCCAAAAAAACAUUGAAAGGUUUGCAAGAAGCCCAGUACCGUUUGGUAACUGAGAUACAGAAGCAGACCAUUGGAUUGGCUUUGCAGGGUAAAGAUGUGCUUGGAGCUGCCAAAACUGGAUCUGGCAAGACUUUGGCUUUCCUUGUUCCAGUGCUGGAAGCCUUAUAUCGUCUGCAGUGGACCUCAGCAGAUGGACUGGGAGUUCUGAUAAUAUCACCUACGAGAGAACUGGCCUAUCAGACCUUUGAGGUUCUUCGAAAAGUAGGAAAGAAUCAUGACUUUUCAGCUGGUCUCAUCAUUGGUGGAAAGGAUUUGAAACACGAAGCUGAGAGGAUCAAUAACAUAAAUAUCCUAGUUUGCACACCUGGUCGGCUUCUUCAACACAUGGAUGAAACAAUAUGUUUUCAUGCUACCAAUCUCCAAAUGUUAGUUCUCGAUGAAGCAGAUAGAAUCUUGGACAUGGGCUUUGCUGAUACUGUGAAUGCUAUUAUUGAAAAUCUGCCUAAGAAACGUCAGACUUUGCUUUUCUCAGCAACACAAACCAAAUCUGUAAAAGACCUUGCGCGCUUGAGUUUGAAAAACCCUGAGUAUGUCUGGGUUCAUGAGAGAGCAAAAUAUAGCACCCCUGCCACUUUGGAACAGAACUACAUAGUUUGUGAGCUGCAGCAAAAAAUAAGUGUGCUAUAUUCUUUUAUGAGAAGCCAUCUGAAGAAGAAGAGUAUUGUAUUUUUCUCCAGUUGUAAAGAGGUUCAAUAUCUGUACCGAGCAUUCUGCCGGCUACGUCCUGGGAUUUCUAUCCUUGCUCUCCAUGGGCGACAGCAGCAGAUGAGAAGAAUGGAAGUUUAUAAUGAAUUUGUUCACAAGAAAGCUGCAAUACUCUUUGCUACUGAUAUUGCAGCCAGGGGGCUGGAUUUCCCAGCUGUGAAUUGGGUUCUUCAGUUUGAUUGUCCAGAGGAUGCCAACACGUAUAUUCAUAGAGCAGGUAGAACCGCCAGGUACAAAGAAGAUGGUGAAGCUUUAUUAAUUUUACUUCCCUCAGAAGAAAAAGGAAUGGUGCAGCAGCUUCUGCAGAAGAAAGUGCCUGUGAAGGAAAUUAAAAUUAAUCCAGAAAAACUUAUAGACGUCCAGAAAAAAUUGGAAUCAUUUUUAGCCCAAGAUCAAGAUUUAAAAGAAAGAGCACAAAGAUGUUUUGUCUCCUACAUACGUUCAGUAUAUCUCAUGAAGGAUAAAGAAGUAUUUGACGUGAACAAGUUGCCUUUACCUGAAUAUGCCCUGUCCCUUGGUCUUGCUGUGGCACCACGAGUAAGAUUUCUUCAGAAAAUGCAGAAACCCACCAAGGAAUUGCUAACGAGCCAAGCUAAUAACGUAAUUAAGCCAAGGGCUCCUUCCCUUACCAAUGAUGAAGUGGAAGAAUUUAGAGCAUAUUUCAGUGAGAAAAUGUCCAUCCUUCAGAAAGGUGGGAAAAGAUCAGAAGAGACAGAAUACAGACUGGCUAAUGGUAUUAGUGACGAAGAAGAGGAAGAAGAAGAGAAGGAAGAUGAAGAAGAAAUAGAAUCGAAAGUGGGAAAAUCGAAAGGUUCUCAAACUGUUUCUAACACCAAUGAGACCCAGAAUAUCAAGGAUGUUCCUAUGCAAUUCAUGGACAAAGUUGAAGAGGAUGACGAUGAACCUGAUGCUGAUUUGUUUAAGGUGAAGCAGUACAAUGUGUUUGGGUUGGAACUUAAAGAGAAUACAGCAUUACAGAAUAAAGAACCUUCAAAAUCCAAUGUCAAGAAAAAAGUAACCAAAGUUGCAGAAGCAAAAAAAGUAAUGAAGAGAAAUUUUAAAGUAAAUAAGAAGAUAAUGUUUACUGAUGAUGGAGAGUUGGUUCAGCAGUGGCCACCAAUGCAGAAAACCAUUGUGAAGAAUACUGAGGAAGAGGAUGAUACUGGGGGUAUCAACUUAGAUAAAGCAAAGGAAAGGCUUCAGGAAGAAGAUAAAUUUGACAAAGAAGAAUAUAGGAAGAAAAUUAAGGCAAAACAUAGGGAGAAAAGGCUAAAAGAAAGGGAAGCAAGAAGAGAAGCCAACAAGAGACAAGUAAAGGCCAGAGAUGAAGAGGAAGCCUUUCUGGAUUGGAGUGAUGAUGAUGAUGAUGAUGAAGGAUUUGAUCCCAGCACACUUCCAGAUCCUGAUAAGUACAGAAGCUCUGAAGAUUCAGAUAGUGAAGACACUGAAAAUAAAAUUAGUGAUACCAAGAAGCAGCAAGGAAUGCGGAAAAGAAACAACAGUGAAGUAGAAGGCAUGGGACCAUCAAGUCGUAAUAGAAAGAAGGCCAAGUGGGAGACCUUAGAGCCUUUGGAUACAGGCCUGUCAUUAGCAGAAGAUGAAGAGCUGGUAUUACAUCUACUCAAAAGUCAAAGCUAAAUAUUUCUCUCUUUUGUCUUCUCUUUGAAACCAUGGGUCAUGAUAUUGUGCACAAGAUAUUGGAAACAAUUGGCUUUGGGGCCCUUGAGUUUCGUGAGUCCCAAACCCAAAAGACCCAUUCUCCAGACAGAAGCAAUCAUUUGUGUAAGCCACUUUCACAGGACAUACUUGCCCCAUCACACAAGAGUUAGGAUGAUUAUACGAUGUCCUGAUCACAUUUUCUAGCAUGUGCUCUGUUAGACUUUAUCCAUGGCUUCCUACUUCUUGUCACUGGAAAUGCUUCGUUUGUUUCAGUGUCAAGAUCUGGAGCUCUUGUUCCAUUGUUAGAAAUUCCUGUCUUAGUUACCAUUCUAAAAUUUUUAUGUACUGUUAAACAAAACUCACAAUUUUGAUAUAUUUAAUAUCUCCAAAAACAGAGUAUGAUGGACCAGCCCUGAGAAAGAAUAAGUAUUUUUGAUUUGAGAUGAGAAAAAAUAAAAAUAUUUCCUAUAAAAUAAA
This is a messenger RNA of Orycteropus afer afer, 3182 nucleotides long. It is a transcript of the gene DDX10, whose product is annotated as DEAD-box helicase 10. The record is from RefSeq and is a predicted model, not a curated record. Gene Ontology annotation, cellular component: nucleus. Gene Ontology annotation, biological process: rRNA processing. Gene Ontology annotation, molecular function: ATP binding; nucleic acid binding; RNA helicase activity. NCBI's taxonomy places the organism in Eukaryota, Metazoa, Chordata, Mammalia, Tubulidentata, Orycteropodidae.